Messenger RNA from Phycomyces blakesleeanus NRRL 1555(-), 1860 nucleotides. RefSeq lists its product as hypothetical. The record is from RefSeq and is a predicted model, not a curated record. The coding region runs from base 1 to 1860 and encodes 619 amino acids. Lineage: Eukaryota; Fungi; Mucoromycota; Mucoromycetes; Mucorales; Phycomycetaceae. The transcript is spliced from 2 exons.
AUGGUGGCUAAACAAUCACGACCACGUCGACCUUCUUCCAGUCGAUCCUCAGCAGGAUCAGGCAAUGCUCGACCGGAUCGAUCGCACAGCAAACGGCGUUCAUCUCACCAUCGUCGCCUGUCUGAGCGACAAAGUACGUUGAUGACCAUGACAGAGGAAGAAGAAUUAGAAGACUCUCAGACCAGCCCGGCAUUCUCUAAAACUCACCUGCCAACCUUUCCAGCCCGCGUCGCUACCCGGUCUUCAGACCAACGUAGAUUAUCUGCACCAGUCGGAUCUCUAUCCAAUGUUCCACGGCUAUCAAUUGCUGAGCGCUUUAUGUCUCCUUCUGCAGACAAGUCGACGGCCUCUUUGCCAAAGGUGAUCAUCCCCACUCGCGUCAACUCUUCUCAGUCAUAUGAACGACCACACACCAACACUUACAGCACCAAAGAAGAGGGUCGACCAGCCGUUCCUAUGGCAACCGUUCUAUCUCGACACUCUCACGACACAGACACUUACAUGAGCUGUCUAUCAGGCAACACAUCUUUCCGUGGAUCACUUUUAUCCUCCCCCGAUCCACGAAGAUUGACAAUCGCUAGUGCCUUUAUGUCGAUCAAAAAGGUUGAUUCUGAAGGUGGGGAACACAGACCAGGGAUCCCCCUUUUUCAAGAGGCUUCACAGUCUAGCAGUAUUGAACGAGAUGCGACACCACUUGGGUCGAUCUAUCAACAUGAAAGCACUGUGGCACCCGUUACUUCACGACGCUCUAGCACUCUAUCAGAUCCACGCUUCCAUCUCAACCUCAAUACUUCGCCUACAAGUACAGUUAAACUUUCAACUAUAGAUCAUAGACACAGCCAUCGAGUAUGGGGAAGUGAAGUGACACUUGAUGGUAGAGCCGAGAAAUACAAGCGACAACAAUUAUCCGGAGGUGAUGAACGAGAUGUGGGAAAAGAAAACGACUCUCGGUCAGAAUCACAUCGCUUCUAUUCAGUAACCCAGCCAACAUAUGAAAAACAUUAUUCGAAUAGUGAGUUGCGGUAUGACGAUAUUGAUCUAUUUGCUGUCGAGAGAGGGCCUCCGCCACCUAAACGUAAACACAUUCAAGAGCCAUUAGAAGCCGAUUAUACCCAUGGAAUUUGGCUUGGCUGCUGUUUCUUUGGCUGGAGAAGAGGUUAUAGAUCUAACCCUUAUGAUGCUAAAGAAUCUCGAGCUGCCGCUGGUCGUGGGCACUGUCGACACAGAGCAUGGGUUAUUUGUGUGUUUUUGGGUCUGCUGGUAGCUGGACUUGUUGUGUCAUUUAUAUGGCCACGCAUCCCUCUCAUGCGCAUUGAGGGUGCGUCGGCCACUCUUUCAGCCAAGAUUACCCAGACUCGUCAAAACGACCGGGUUGGCAAUGUAGCCUUUGAGAGCGAAUGGCUUGUGAAUAUUACAGUCGACAACCGACACAAUUAUCUGCCAACACGGCUUACCCGGCUUCAGGUAGUUGCCAAGGACUCCUUGACCGGACUUGUGAUUGGCAAGGGUGUACACAAUAACGAUGCAACCCCGGAACCAAUAAUCCUUCCAGAAAGAAGAAUAUCGAUGAUACAGGUGCCUGUUCACCUGAAUUACCAAGCGCGCGACGCUUCUGAUACCACCUUUGUUAAUCUGGUCAAUGCCUGCUUCUCACAGUCCGUAACUUCAUCAGAAAACGAUGCCAAUAAUACCCUAACACCAUCUCAAACCAUAAUUCCAGUGUCAAUACAACAGCACCGAGAAUCUCUCCAGCUUCAUUUCUGGAUGACACUCUCCAUUACUGGACUAGAUUGGACUGGCUAUCGUCCCACCGUAAUUGCCACUCCUGCUUCUGGUGGAUUUGCAUGCCCACUUUCAUAG